ACUAAGAUUAUGCUAUUACAGCAUACAAAUGUACUCUUAAGGUUGGUCUGUGUUAAACUGAAAAAGACUGAUGAUUUGAGAGAGACUCGAAACGAACUGCUCCCGAGGAAACAAAACUCACAGGUCUGGAUAUGCAGUCAUUUCAUUUCUUUAUAGGAUUCAAAUAAGCCAAUUACUUAACUAAAUCCUUGCCCAUCUUGUCUACUUUGUUUCUUGAUUGAAGGUAGGAUAGGUUCGUUUCAAAUAUUAAUACCACUAAGAAUUGAGCUCCGUUGAUAUGGGAGUGUCUGCGCUAACUGGGUUGUCCGUGGUUAGUUUACUCAGUCUGGGCUACCUCUCCUGGGACUGGACAAAGCCGAACCAAGUGGAGAGCGAUGCCGUGUCAGAACCGGGAGGUCCAUCUCAUCGACCCCCACACAUAGUCUUCAUCAUGACGGAUGACCAGGGCUUCAACGAUAUCGGGUAUCACAGCAAGGACAUCCGAACACCGGUGCUGGACAAGCUCGCGGCGCAGGGUGUGAAGCUUGAGAACUACUACAUCCAGCCCACCUGUACACCCUCGCGCAGCCAGUUCAUGACAGGCAGGUAUCAGAUCCACACAGGGCUCCAGCAUGGGAUUAUCCGCCCACAGCAGCCCAACUGCCUGCCUCUGGAUCAGGCGACGCUGCCCGAGCAGCUGCAGCAGCUGGGUUACUCCACGCACAUGGUGGGGAAGUGGCACCUUGGCUUCUACAAGCGGGCCUGCCUACCCACGCGCCGUGGCUUCCACUCGUACUUCGGCUCGCUCACGGGGAGCGUGGACUACUACAGCUACUGGGCGUGCGAUGGCCCAGGGGUGUGUGGCUUUGACCUCCACGAAGGGGAGCGUGUGGCGUGGGGGAGGAGCGGAACGUACUCCACCCAGCUAUACGCGCGGCGCGUGCGGAAGAUUCUGGCAGCCCACGACCCCGACGCGGCUCCACUCUUCAUCUUCCUUUCGUUCCAGGCCGUGCACACACCGCUGCAGUCGCCUCGCUCCUACAUCUACCCCUACCAUCGCCUGGGCAACGUGGAGCGCCGCAAGUACGCUGCCAUGGUUACGGCAGUGGAUGAGGGAGUGCGGAACGUCACCGCUGCUCUGCGCAAAUACGGCUACUACGACAACACCGUGAUGAUCUUCUCCACGGACAACGGGGGCCAGCCGCUGUUUGGUGGGAGCAACUGGCCCCUGCGGGGGCGUAAGGGGACCUAUUGGGAAGGGGGUGUGAGAGGGCUGGGGUUCGUGCACAGCCCCCUCCUGAAACGCCCUCGUCGUGUCAGCCACGACCUCUUACACAUCACGGACUGGUACCCCACUCUCCUCAGCAUCGCCGGGGGCAACCUGAGUGCCCUCUCCCCAGGACUGGAUGGUUAUGAUGCAUGGGGUUCCAUCAGCGAGGGCAGGGCGUCACCGCGGCACGAGAUCCUCCACAACAUCGACCCACUCCACAGCCCCGCCCCGCAUGGCUCCCUGGAGGAGGGCAGGGGAUUGUGGGAUACGUCCGUGCAGGCAGCCAUUCGCGCGGGCGACUGGAAGUUGCUGACGGGAGACCCAGGCUACGGCGACUGGACCCCCCCACAGAUGCUGUCCAGCUUCCCCGGCGGCUGGUGGAGCCUUGAGCGCCACACGGUGCCCCGGCGCUCGCUCUGGCUCUUCAACGUGACUGCCGACCCGUACGAAAGGCGAGAUCUGUCCGAACAGCAGCCAGACGUAGUCAAGCAGCUCCUGGCACGCCUGGCCUUCUACAACGGGACCGCUGUGCCAGUGAGGUACCCGCCAGAGGACCCACGUGCCCAGCCGCAGAACAACGGGGGCGCCUGGGGACCCUGGGCCUCUGACGACGAGAAGGAGCAGGACUGGGGCGAGGUGUCCCCGCUCAAGGGCAGGGAGAGGAAGGGGAAGUGUAAACAGUGCAGUGUGAAGGCCUUUUUCAAAAAGCUCAACACCGGCAUCAUGUCCAACAGGAUCUAGACA
Messenger RNA from Clupea harengus (Atlantic herring), 1993 nucleotides. RefSeq names its product arylsulfatase family, member Ia (gene arsia). Gene Ontology annotation, molecular function: sulfuric ester hydrolase activity. NCBI's taxonomy places the organism in Eukaryota, Metazoa, Chordata, Actinopteri, Clupeiformes, Clupeidae. The record is from RefSeq and is a predicted model, not a curated record.